This is a messenger RNA of Penicillium lagena, 1293 nucleotides long. RefSeq lists its product as uncharacterized. The transcript has a single exon. NCBI's taxonomy places the organism in Eukaryota, Fungi, Ascomycota, Eurotiomycetes, Eurotiales, Aspergillaceae. The record is from RefSeq and is a predicted model, not a curated record. Bases 1 to 1293 code for a protein of 430 amino acids.
AUGGCCCGCCUGUUGGAUCUUCCAGAUGAGGUGAUUCUAGAGAUCAUUGACUACCUACAAACAGACACUAAGCAAAUCAAAUUGCCAUUCUAUGGGCUUGGAGACGCGUACCGCUAUGCCAUCAACCAUGAUCCAUCACAGAGAGUUAAAUACCUGCACUCUCUUUUACUCGCCUCCCGCCGCUUGAACAGUCUUCUAACGCCAAUAUUUUAUCGUGAUAUCUUUGUCCGUGAAUACUGUCGCGUCGGCGAGAAGAUCCCGCUAGAGCAGCUGAAGUGGAGUCUGGAGAAGAACCCGAGUCUCCAGGAACACAUCGUUUCAGCAAUCAUUCCAUGUGCCAGCUACCACUCUAUUCGUGAUAUCUUUCAUGCCUUUUGGUUCACCAACAUACAGACCCUUACCAUUCACGGGUUUCAGGAUUGGGAGCCCAUGCAAUUUGAAAACAACUCACAUGUUGGCACCUCGCCCGUGGAAUGUCUGCGGCUGGUUAACUGUGGGGCGCAUGAGGAAGCUUUAGGCACUGUAUUAAGCUGGCCAGCAGCUUUGAAAGUACUUCACUACGAUGCCGAGCAAGGCGAGUGGGAGGGCCAUUAUGGAGAUGAGCCAGCUAAAAGCUGGACAUGUGCUGCUUUUGUGCGCACACUGCGAUCACAAAGGAGAACGCUGGAAGAACUAACGAUGACAAGGCCGUGGCUUGAUCAUGAAGGAUUGGGCAAUGGACCUCGCAUUGAUCUAAGCGAAUUCACAGCCCUUGAAACUCUACGCAUUUACCAUGUCUUUCUCUGUGGGUGGGACGAUCCGUCUGGGGUCUGGAAAGGCUUACCUCAUAGUCUGGAAGUGUUAGAGGUCUUUUACGAUGAUGGCGACCUUACUCAAUUUUUGUGGGAGAGUGACGAUGAGCCGUACGAUACUUUUCUUCUUGAUUUAAUCAGGCAUAAGAGGGCGCAUCUUCCACAUUUACGCACGGUGACCAUCUACUCGUUUGACAACGUCUAUGAUCCUGAAAGAGAAGAGGAUCUGCCCGCAGGACUCUGGACGCUGCCGUCUACACUGGCGCGCGAGGCUGAAGCCGCUGGUAUAAAGCUGGAUGUGUGGCUGGGAGUUCCGGAUGCUCCAAACUUCGAGGAAGCUGACGUUUUCGGGUCACUGAAAAUUAGUCAAAACGAACAGUCUAGUCGAUCCAAGCAAAGAGUGGCGGCUAGACUGAGCAGUGUACCACAACACAAUUUCUCCCAGGAACCUUCAGCAGGGAGGGUCAAGGCCUACGGACGCUAUACCCAAUUGCAGUUCUAA